AUGUCCACAUCGCCACGGCAAGUUCCGAUCGAAAUCUCAUUAUGGAUGGAAAAGGAUGUGAAGCUAGAAAAAUUAGGUGAACGAGGAAGUUUAAUGCCCACGGAUACGAAACAAAAUGCUAUCCUUAAUCGACAAUUCUUCGCCGAUAUGUACGACUUAUCCACCGAACGAUAUCGCACGAUGACUCGAUCUGAUCUCGAUAAGAAGAAUUUCCUUGAACAGCAACGAGCGAGAGCGGAAAGAGGAAUGCCUGGCCUUCUACCAUACAUCGCCCAGACAACACCGCUUACAAACCGCAGUUUGGCAUCGUCAAUACUUAGUUUAAACAAGAGUGAUCAAUCGAUUCUAUCCACAUUUCAGCCGGCAUCAUCUCGUUCAAUUGCGCAAUCUAAUAUUCAGAGUAAGACUAGUAAACUUCAACCAAUCACGCCGAAAGUGCUCACGAAACGAAAACAAGAAUCCAUGGAACGCAUCAAUCGCUUAGCUCAACCGAGAGGUCGUCCUUAUCACUCGCUCGAUCAUGUUCGUUCUCAUUACAUUCAACCAAUAACAGUCAAAGAUCUCUUCGGCGAGGUUGACGAUACCUCCAAUGUAAAUUCUCAUCUAUCAGAUAAAUCGAGAACAGGGGUCAAUGAUCAACGCUUUCAACAAUUGAUUGAAAAUUGUGAAGACGUUCAUAUACCGAAAACGACCUCACCUUUGCGAACUGUACAGGACAUCGUCGAAUCGAAUCCAUCGUUACAGGACGACGAAGGACGAUGGAUGAUGACGAACAAAACGCCCCACCGAUCAGUACAAUUCAAAAAGCACAUUCAGAAACUCUCGAAGCAGUUCACAAGUCCGAAACAUACACAUUUAAUAGAUUUAUUUAUAUGCUAA
Adineta ricciae is the source of this 879-nucleotide messenger RNA. NCBI's taxonomy places the organism in Eukaryota, Metazoa, Rotifera, Eurotatoria, Adinetida, Adinetidae. The record is from the annotation of a GenBank genome assembly.